Molecule: messenger RNA, 2820 nt
Organism: Carcharodon carcharias (great white shark)
Lineage: Eukaryota; Metazoa; Chordata; Chondrichthyes; Lamniformes; Lamnidae
Gene: slc26a5
Product: solute carrier family 26 member 5
Exons: 19
Coding region: 252-2462 (736 amino acids)
Biological process (GO): transmembrane transport
Cellular component (GO): membrane
Molecular function (GO): secondary active sulfate transmembrane transporter activity; bicarbonate transmembrane transporter activity; oxalate transmembrane transporter activity
Source: RefSeq, a predicted model, not a curated record
UAGAAACAAAGGGCGACAGAGAUCUUCCAAGUCACUGGAAAGGCUGGUCUCACGCGGUUUGAAACUCCAGGUCACUAUGAAGGAGGAGCUGCAACUCUGUCUCUACCUCCUUAGCAAAGCAAUUGAGGCACCGCCCCUGGCUCAUCCCAAACGUGCGACUAGUGUUCUCGGAUGACCCUUUCCGGUGGAUUCACUGAAAGAGACACUUGAAACAGCUUCCACAACAUUUGAUUAAAAACUUCAUUUCCAGUAUGGAUGUUUCUGAAAUAAGUCUCUACAAUGUCAGCCGCCCAGUUUUUAACCAGGAAUCUUUUCAAGCACGUCUACAUAGGAAGGAGAAACUAAAGUCGUCUAGAAGCGCAAAGUUACUGCAGUAUUUUCGCUGUUCAACAGAGAAGGCCAAGUCAAUGUUCAUCAGCUUUUUUCCCAUUCUGGAAUGGCUACCCAAAUAUCCAGUAAAGGAGUAUUUAUUAGGAGACAUAAUUUCUGGUUUGAGCACUGGAGUGAUGCAGCUACCUCAAAGUUUAGCAUAUGCCUUAUUGGCAGCUGUGCCCCCUGUAUUUGGGCUCUAUACUUCAUUUUUUCCUGUCCUGUUAUACAUGGUCUUUGGGUCAUCAAGACAUGUGUCAAUAGGCACCUUUGCAGUAAUCAGCUUGAUGGUUGGUGGAGUUGCUAUAAAGCUUGCACCUGAUGAAAUGUUUGAUGUUUUUCCUAUGAAUGCAACUAAUACCUCUGAGUCGCAUGAGGCAAGAGAUGCAAUGAGAGUUAAAGUAGCAGCAGCUACGGCAUUCCUUUCGGGAAUUAUACAGUUGUGCCUUGGGCUUCUACGUUUUGGGUUUGUAGUUGUUUACCUGGCUGAACCCUUAGUACGAGGUUUCACUACUGCUGCAGCUGUGCAUGUCUUUGUGUCUCAGUUGAAGUACCUUCUGGGAAUCAAAACCAAAAGAUUUGGUGGACCACUGUCGGCAAUUUAUACUUUUAUUGCUGUGUGUUCCAAUAUUAAAAAAACUAAUAUUACAGCAGUAAUUGUUGGGGCAAUUUGUAUUGUCAUCUUGUUGGGGGUAAAAGAAUUGAAUGACCGAUGCAAAGCUAAAUUUCCUGCUCCCAUUCCUGUGGAACUCAUCGUGGUAAUUAUCAGCACUGGUGUUUCUGCUGCGAUGAACCUGACUGAGAACUAUAAAGUGGAUAUUGUUGGAAAUAUACCCACUGGAUUGAGAGCUCCAGUUCUACCUGACUUCAGCCUACUUCGUGAAAUAUUUACAGAUUCUAUUGCAAUUGCAAUAGUUGGAUUCUCAAUGACUAUAUCAAUGGCAAAGAUAUUUGCUCUGAGACAUGGCUACAGCGUAGAUGGUAAUCAGGAACUUAUUGCAUUAGGUAUUUGCAAUUCUGUUGGAUCCUUUUUCCAAACGUUUCCUGUCACCACCUCGAUGUCUCGAAGCCUUGUGCAGGAGAGCACAGGAGGGAAAACUGAGAUUGCUGGAGGAUUAUCUGCCUUGGUUGUGUUGUUAGUCAUUGUUGCUGUUGGCUAUCUCUUUGAACCUUUGCCUCAGACUGCGCUAGCUGCAAUUGUGAUGGUGAACCUGAAAGGAAUACUUAAGCAGUUCCUGGAUAUACCUUUUCUCUGGCGAAUCAGCAAAUUUGAUCUUGCAUUGUGGAUUGUAGCAUUUGUCGCCUCUCUCCUUUUGGGAUUGGACUAUGGACUCCUGGUUGCAGUGGCAUUUGCCAUUAUUACAGUUGUUUACCGAACACAAAGUCCUAAAUACAGAAUUCUUGGUCAGAUACCUAAUACAGAUAUCUACUUGGACAUAGAGGCUUAUGAGGAGGUACAGGAAAUUCCUGGAAUAAAGAUAUUCCAAUCAAACGCCUCUCUUUACUUUGCAAACGUUGAUAUGUAUGUGAGUGCUUUGUACAAAAAGAUUGAUAUAGAUCCAGCUGCAAUAUUAUUGGCAAAGAAAAAGCUUGAAGGAAAAAAGAAAGCACAGUCAGCAGAAGGAAGGAAAAAGAAAAUGAUCCUAAAAUUGGUAAAUAGAAAAAGUGCAAAGGGGGCUGCAGAACAUGAGGUGGUGUCUGUAGAAGUUCCAAAUGAACAGAUUCAGAAUGGAGUUUUGAGUGUUCCAGAGACCAUGGAACAUGAUGCAAACUAUGAUGAAGAACUAGCAGCCUUUAUCAAAUCAGCAGCUGACACACAUUCUUUAAUUCUGGAUUUCAACCCAGUCAAUUUUGUAGACUCUGUUGGAGCAAAAGUGCUUAAAAUGAUAAUAAAGGAAUAUGGAGAAAUUGGAAUUAAUGUCGUCUUAGCUGGGUGCAAUGAGUCCGUUGUGGCAGAUCUGAAUAGAUUGGAUUUUUUUGCAAAAUCAGUUACAAGAGGUCUUCUGUUUCAUUCUGUACAUGAUGCUGUUCUUCGUUGCCAGAAUUUGGCUUCUUUUGGAGAUGGCUCCUCCACAGAAAGGUCCUCCUCUUGAACUGACCAUCUUGUUGAAAUAAAAUCAUUUGUUACAUUAUUUGAGUCUUGACAGACCAGCUAGAAACUAGAAGAAUUGCCACUGCAGGAAAAUAUCGCAGCAUUUUCAAGAAUGGUAACUGUUUCAAGUAUAUUAAGUCAGAGGAAAUUAAGCCAACAAGACUAGUUUAAGCAUUUGUGCCAGAUUAAUGGGUCUUAACUUUUAUUCAGUAUGGUAAGAGUUUAAGGUGUGACCAACUUCUAUAGUGCCUGGUAACUGAGUAAUCAAUAUUUUUCUGAACUGUUUUCUUAAGUUACUUUCAUACGUAUCUAUGUAGAGAAAGUUUGUAUCUAUGUACAUAAAGUUUGUCUCCCUGAAA